UCAAAACCCUAAUUUUCGAAUUAAAUACUCAAUACUUUUACAUGGUGUCCUCCUCGAUCCUAUUUUCCCAAACCAAACACGAUCAGUUGGUGUUGGAUGGAAAAUUAUGCAAAUCACACGGUUUAAAAUGAUUAGAUCCAAUCCAAUGGACGUCCCGUUGCGAAGGGCUAAUUUGCGCCACAGUUUCAAUCGCUCGAUCUGAAAUUGAACGCUGGAAUCAUCAACUACCUCAGAUCAGUUGACAUUUCUCGGCUUCAACUGUAACAAGGUUAUUCUGUAAUUAAUCCGUGCAAUAAUUUUACAAAUCCCUGCUCAAUUUCGGAGCGCAAUUGCAAGCGAAACUUGCAGCUCAGACGGCUGAAGACGAUGGCGCCACCGGAAACCACACGGUGGCGCGCAAUCGUAUCAAUUAUCGCGAUGUUGCUACUGAUUUCGCCGUCGAUGGCCAUCUACUGCGACGAAGACGAUUGCUACGAUCUCCUUGGGCUAACGCAGAGUGCAACCCAAUCGGAGAUCAAGAAAGCUUACUACAAACUGUCAUUGAAAUACCAUCCAGAUAAGAACCCGGAUCCGGAAUCAAAGAAGCAAUUUGUUAAGAUUGCCAAUGCUUAUGAGAUAUUGAAAGAUGAAUCCACGAGAGAGCAAUAUGAUUACGCGAUUGCUCAUCCGGAAGAGGUAUUUUACAACACAGCUCGGUACUAUCAUGCAUAUUAUGGUCAUAAGACGGAUGCUCGUGCUGUGCUGGUUGGCCUUCUCUUGAUUCUAUCUGGAUUUCAAUAUCUGAAUCAGUGGACAAGGUAUCAACAGGCUGUUGACAUGGUCAAGAAAACCCCUGCUUACAAAAAUAGAUUACGGGCUCUUGAACUUGAACGAAGUGGAGGAGCAACAAACAAGAAGAAAGGACACAAACAGUUGGAUAAGAAAGUGGAUGAAGAUCUUGGCAAAGAACUGGAGUUGCAAAUAAAAGGAGCUGAGAAGCCAUCUGUAUGGGAACUACUUGGCAUUCGUUUUAUUCUUCUACCUUAUACUAUUAGCAAGUUAUUGUUAUGGUCUGGUUGUUGGUUUUGGAGAUACAAAGUGAGACAAAUACCAUAUUCUUGGGAAGAUGCCGCUUACCUGACGCAAAGAUCACUUAGAGUGCCAAUUGAUGCAUGGAAAGGCAUCGAUGAAUCAACAAAAGAAGACCUUAUUCGGAGAUGUUUAUGGAAGAAAUCCAACUUGGAGAACUACCUGUCGGAAAUUCGAAAAGAAUCGAAACGACGGAGGUAGCCAGAUACGAUUGACCCACAGGCCACAACCUUGUGCUUUUGGAACACCUGCAACAAUUUUCGGUAAAAUUCAACCAAAAUAGUUCACCUAGUCUUACCAUGCAAGAGAAUUAGCUAGAUUUCCUGCGAGUCUGUUACAGCAACCAUAUACCAUAGCAAUCGAAUUAUUGCCUCAAAGUUUAAACUAUUUGUACCAGUUGAGCCUCAUUGUGAUUUGUCUUUGGAAGAUACACAUUUUUGACCGCAAAUCUUUUCUUUAGGUGGUGGUUACACGAGGUAAUUUCUGUUCUUCAGAUCAAUUGUAUCUCUCUGGAUAUCAGUCGGGAAUCUCUUGGUUUCAUGUCAGUACUCGGUACAUUGGGAGUGUUGUAUGCAUUUUUUUUAUUUUAUGAGUUUAAAGUUGCUGCUGAUAAUAUUGUUAUAGAAAUGAAGUAAUUAUCUUAAUAUUUACUUUCAGUAUUCUCCUUGA
Momordica charantia (bitter melon) is the source of this 1737-nucleotide messenger RNA. Its product is annotated as Chaperone DnaJ-domain superfamily protein. Gene Ontology annotation, biological process: protein folding. The record is from RefSeq and is a predicted model, not a curated record. NCBI's taxonomy places the organism in Eukaryota, Viridiplantae, Streptophyta, Magnoliopsida, Cucurbitales, Cucurbitaceae. Gene Ontology annotation, cellular component: endoplasmic reticulum membrane.